This is a messenger RNA of Oikopleura dioica, 327 nucleotides long. The record is from the annotation of a GenBank genome assembly. Lineage: Eukaryota; Metazoa; Chordata; Appendicularia; Copelata; Oikopleuridae.
AUGUCUUAUGCUAAUGAAAUCGUCUACGCUCACGGAGAGGGCCCAACUCCACCUGCUCGCAUGGCCAGCAAUCCAAAAGUGCCACCAGCAAAGAAAGUCUCUCGGGCGAAAUUGUGGGAUGAAAGCGUCGAGGACAACUUUAGAUUCCAAGCUGCUCAGUAUAGAGACGAAAUAGAAUACAAGGCUGUUCAUCCUAACGGAGAAGUCUGCCGAUGGCCCUCUGGCAUGAUCAAAAAGCUUCUCCGAAAGGACGGAACAUGGAACUACUUCAACAAGGAGCGCGAGUGUUACAAGAACCUCCAUUUGGUGAAGAUGUACGAAUACUAA